CGUUCGUGUCACUUUGAAGAAGAGAAAACAGGUUGCCUUUUGUCUCUCCUAAUUUCUUCUUCUCCCUUUCUCAGAUCUUUGAUUCAUUCUCUCUGAAUCUGAGAUUCCAGGGCUUUCGAGCUUUUUCUCUUUUGAGUUCAAAUCCAUGCCGGGUCUUGCUGCUAAGUCUCCGCCGGACGCGCCUCCCCUCAGAAUCUCACUUCCCGAACCAACCUCUUCGAUCCCCCCCAGGACACCCAAUAAGAGAAUUCCAUCACCAUCUCCCUCCCGAUCUAAACCCUCUCCUGCUCGCUCCGCUAAAAAGCCCCCUCCUGAUUCUCCCAUUUUUGAUGAUUCCUCUCUAGACAAUCCGGAUCUCGGUCCCUUCUUGCUCAAGCUCGCGCGCGAUACCAUUGCGUCUGGUGAGGGUCCGAUUAAGGCUCUAGACUAUGCCAUUCGGGCUACGAAAUCGUUCGAGAGGUGCCAAGUGGAAGGCGAGCCAAGCCUGGAUCUCGUCAUGAGUUUGCACGUGCUAGCGGCGAUCUAUUGCAGCUUGGGGAGGUUCGAGGAAGCAGUGCCAGUGCUGGAGAGGGCGAUUCAGGUACCUGACACUAGUCGGGGCCCCGAUCAUGCACUUGCGGCGUUUUCGGGGCAUAUGCAGCUUGGGGAUACGUACUCCAUGCUUGGACAGGUGGAGAAGUCAAUCAGAUGUUAUGAGGAAGGUCUCGAGAUUCAAAUCCAGGCUCUGGGAGAGACUGAUCCCAGAGUUGGUGAGACUUGCAGGUACUUGUCUGAGGCCCAUGUUCAAGCAAUGCAAUUUGAUAAAGCAGAAGAGUUGUGCAAGAAAACUCUUGAAAUUCAUCGUGCCCACAGUGAACCAGCAUCUAUUGAAGAGGCAGCUGACCGCCGGCUGAUGGCCCUCAUAUGUGAGGCAACGGGUGAUUACGAAGCAGCACUUGAGCACCUUGUCCUCGCCAGCAUGGCUAUGAUUGCGACUGGACAGGAGAAUGAGGUUGCUGCUAUUGACGUUAGCAUUGGGAACAUAUAUAUGUCUCUAUGUCGCUUUGAUGAGGCUGUCUUCUCCUACCAGAAGGCACUUACAGUUUUCAAAUCAUCAAAGGGCGACAACCACCCUUCAGUGGCCUCUGUCUUUGUACGCCUUGCUGACCUAUACCACAGGACAGGGAAGCUCAGGGAGUCAAAGUCCUAUUGCGAAAAUGCGCUGAGAAUAUAUACAAAACCUGUGCCUGGAACUACAGCAGAAGAGAUUGCUAGUGGCUUAACUGAAAUUUCAGCCAUAUACGAGUCUGUGGAUGAGCCUGAGGAGGCACUGAAGCUCUUGCAGAAAGCAAUGAAGUUAUUGGAGGAUAAACUGGGGCAGCAAAGCACAAUUGCAGGAAUUGAAGCACGAAUGGGGGUGAUGUUUUACAUGGUUGGAAAGUAUGAAGAAGCUAGGGCUUCGUUUGAGAGUGCAGUCACAAAACUUAGAACAAGUGGGGAGAGGAAAUCAGCUUUCUUUGGGGUUGUGUUGAACCAGAUGGGAUUGGCUUGUGUACAGUUAUUCAAGAUUGAUGAGGCCACUGAGCUGGUUGAAGAUGCAAUACAGAUCUUGGAGAAUGUUCUGAAACUGAGAGAGGAAAAGCUUGGAACUGCAAAUCCUGAUUUUGAAGAUGAAAGGAGUAGGCUAGCUGAGCUUCUAAAAGAAGCAGGGAGAACCAGAAACAGAAAGGCAAAGUCACUGGAAAAUCUCAUUGAUCCUAACUCAAGGAGGACGAAGAAAGAGUCGACAAAGAGAUGGGGUUUCAGACGUUGAAAGCAAUCCACUCAAGACGUGUAUUCACUUUUUGAUACAUGCACAUUAUGUAACAUAGAAGAUGGUGUAUAGUGUCAACCAUCAAGAGCUGUAAUUUGGUAAGGUUUCCUUAUUUUUUGAGAGUUGAAAUCCUCCUGUGUUUUUUUUUUCUCCCCUAUUAUAUAAUUAAUUGUUUUAUUGAAUGAGUGUGAUGCGCGCUUGAAACUUGGAAAAGAAAGAAAGUUUGUUUUGAUUG
Molecule: messenger RNA, 2027 nt
Organism: Rubroshorea leprosula
Lineage: Eukaryota; Viridiplantae; Streptophyta; Magnoliopsida; Malvales; Dipterocarpaceae
Source: the annotation of a GenBank genome assembly